AGCAUACUUGGUCUCAAAAUACCUUUAAUUCAUUGUGUUGAGAAAAAAUGGGAAAAAUUGAAAUCAUGGCUUUAGAACUGCUGAUGAGCAUGCAGUCCUUUCACUGCAAACACGGUGAGCCUGCAUUAAGAAAUGUAAUCAACUCUGCAUUUCUAAAUGUAGGCAAACCGAUUUUUUUUUUAUUUUCUGCACCGAUAAAUACGACUUUGAAUCUUUUUUUUUCUUUUUUUUUACUGAUUCAUGAAGAAUCCUGAACAUCCUUAAUGCUCAGUGAUGUGAAGGAUGCUACUGCAGCAUCCAGCUGAAACAGUCACAGCCGAACUGUUACAAGCUGCCCCAGCACUGGAUAUUCCUGCAGCGUUUGAACGUGUUUAUCCUAACCAGGGUUUUCACAGCAACCGUCCUCAUUGAUGUGAUGUUAAGUGAUUGUGCACGUGUGUUUUCAGAACACCACCAGUCCUUGGCUGCACCAGGCUGCUAGUGACAGUCUGGGUUUGCUAAACCACAUUCCAGUCCGCCCCGCCAGCGCCGAUGCCCACCGCCCCCCAGUGAAGAUGACCACGCACUCGAGCCCUUCAAUGACGAAGGCCAGCAUGAGCAUUCAGAAAGAGACGCUGGCGCAGCUGAAACAGGACCAGGUGGACAGAAGUCGUACUCCAGCGGGUAAAGAUGUCCUCCAUCACCGUCUUUACCUGGAUCCUCACAGCAAAGCCCACCUGGCAAACCCACAGGAGGCAGUUCAGGGAGCGGACCGAGCCAUAAAAUACAAAGAGGAGAAUCGUCAGAUUCUGAAGGAAAGCAUCGAGGUCGCCCCCUUCACCGCCAAGAUCCAGCGCUCCAUGGACCCUGGGAUGGAGCGGAGCAGGGAUCCAGCUUUCCCGGUCCCGGUGCGAGCUCUCGCCUCCCAAAGCCCAAAGGCCAGCCUUACCCACCCAAACAUCAUCCACUCGGAGAAAAGCAACUACUUCACCACCCUGUCCAACAGCGUGGUGAACGAGCCUCCGAGACUCUAUCCCUCCAAGGAGAUGGGCCCUUACUACGAGAAGGUUUCUGCCGGGAUGGUGACCAGCGUUGGAGCUGUUGUGCAGAGUCAGGGAAUCCAGUCUCUGGGAAGCUACAGCUCCAAAGCCUCCCUCUCCAAACCGCCCCCCCUGAUAAAGCACCAGCCAGAGGGAGGAGAGGGUCUAGCAGGGAAAAUCACAGAACAGCUGAGUCAGCAGGUCACUCUGGUCCAACAGCAGCAUCACACAGGUGCAGACAGGUUAGAACGCUGCAGUCCUGCCAUUCCUUCUCCCUCCAACCACCACCACCAUCACCACCACCACCACCACCAGCAGCACCAGCUCAGGGCCAUGCCGUCUCUCUACCGGGCUCCAGUCUUCCACCCCCCCACACAGCAGGCGCUGGACUGCAAAGACGCUGUGGAGCGGGAGAAGGAGUGGGAGAAGGAGAGAGCUGGCUUCGCUGGACGUUUGUCUCCACCCACCCUCACACCCAUCCAGCCGGUCAGCCUGGCAAUGGCCGGUACCAAAACGCUGGUGGAGCAGCAGAAGCCCCCCACAUUGUUGCCUGAACUCAGGGACAUCAAAAGUCACAGGGUCAGUACUGCGGUGACCUCUGUGGCUCCGCCCACCAGCGGAGACGUGAUGGCAGAUGGGUGGAGAGGCAGAACAAUGACUCAGGGAAGGGACGCUCUGUUCCCCAGGGAGAAUGACGUAUCGCGGGGGAAGCCUCCGGCAGCAGUGGCCUCAGUCAUCGUGGGUCCAACGUCCACUAAGUACGACAGUCUUGUUGGUGCUAACAGAUCUGGUGCUAUCGUUCAUAAGGAGCCCCCCUCAGGGAGAUUCUACCCUUCCAAGCUGGAGGGGGAAUCUGUGAGGUUUGGAGAAAGUAGAAGAGAGCCUGGAGCUGGAAGGGUGAUCCAGCCUCUGCCCAACAUGGAGGACAAGUGCGCCCAAAGUAAGAACUCUUUCAUGCACGGACCUCUGAGUUCCACCAGCUCUCUGAGCAGGUCUGCUGUGGUAGUUUCAUCAGCUGUUGACGUGCAGAAUAAAACCUCAAAGUCAGCAUUUUCUCCUCGGGAUGAGGUCAAAGCUGGUGUUGGAGGCUGGGCGCUCAGCCAGUCGGCUGCAGAUAAAGAGCGAGAGAACCAUGUGGCGAUUGACUCCCAUGCUAGAUUUUCAGGUUUGUCUUUGCCUCAAACCAAUUCCACAGGAGCCUCCCUCCCCAGCCAAAGCCCCGCCCUGCCGUCGUACUCUGUUUCUGGCUCUCCUCAGCAGUUCUCCUCCUCGUUCAUCCACUUGAAGAAGCACAAAGCAGCUCUGGCUGCAGCCCAGUCAAGAACCAGCCUCCCGACUGCUCCUUCAUCUGCAACAACGGGAAGCCCCACCCUGUCUGAGUCAUCUGACAAGACUCCAAACCACAGUUCCACUCCUCCACCCUCCUCUAGUCAGGGCUCUUCCUCCUCCGUUGAAAGCAGCAGUAGCGGCUCUGCGGCCGGCCGCACGACUCCAGGCAAGUCCAGCCCCGUCCCCAACGGGCAGUCGACAGGGCUGGCUGCAGCUGGCUGUGGACAGCCCAUCAACUACCACAAGCUGAAGAAAGCCUGGUUGACUCGCCACUCGGAGGAGGACAAGAACACAACCGCCACUACAAGCUCCACCACUACCAAAGCAGAGAAGCUGUUCACCACUACAACCAGCUCCUGCAGCACCACAGCCAUGUCUGACAUGAUCAGACCCUGCACCGUCAACCUGAGCGCAUCCACCUCCAACGACGUGGACAUCAGCAAGGAGAGUGGCAGCAAAGUGGAGAGAGACCGGCAGGUGGAGGAGAAGAGCGCUGGAGCUGGUGGGGAGGAGAGGAAGUCCUGUCCACCGUCGAGGCGAGGCCACAAGCGUUCGUAUGACUCCGGCUCGGAAACCGCAGGAGACGACUCGGACGGCAGUGAGAGCAAGAUGGAGGGCAGGGCCAAACGCCAACCCAAACCAACGUACAAGAAAAAGCAGAACGACAUGGCCAGGAGGAAAGGAGACGACAAGGAGGACGAUGACCUCAAGCCCAACGGGAUCUUCAGAUCAGCCCGCGAGAAGACGAAGCUCAAACUGGCCAGCAGCAAUGGGAUCCCCCGCUCCGUGCUGAAGGACUGGAGGAAGGUCAAGAAGCUGAAGCAGACCGGAGAGUCGUUUCUGCAAGACGACUCCUGUUCAGAAAUCGGACCCAACCUCCAGAAGUGCCGGGAGUGCCGGGUGGUCCGCAGCAAGAAGGGGGAGGAGCCAGCGCACUCGCCUGUCUUCUGUCGCUUUUACUAUUUCAGACGGCUGUCCUUCAGUAAGAACGGAGUCAUCCGGAUGGACGGCUUCUCCGCUCCAGACCAGUUUGAUGAUGAGGCUCUGGCCCUGUGGGUCCCCGGAGCGGUGGAAGACCCCCACCUGGAUAAAACCACCGCCAAGUACAUCCUGGGCUUCAUCGGGGACAAGUUCUGUCAGAUGGUGAUGACUGAAAACACUGCAGCCAGCUGGGUCAAGAAGGACGCCAAGAUGGCGUGGAAGCGAGCCGUGAGGGGGGUGAGGGAGAUGUGUGAUGCAUGUGAAGCGACGCUCUUCAACAUCCACUGGGUCUGUCAGAAGUGUGGGUUUGUCGUCUGCUUGGACUGCUACAAGGCCAAGGAGAGAAAGAGUUCCAAGGAUAAAGAACUUUACGUUUGGCUGAAGUGUGUCAAAGGUCAGCCCCACGAUCACAAGCACCUCAUGCCCACUCAGAUCAUACCUGGCACAGCGCUGACAGAGCUGGUGACCUCCAUGCACUUCCUCAGAGACAAACACAACAUCAAGUCGUACUGUUCCUGCGCCAGCAAGCAGAACGCCCUCAACAAGCUGCCCGUCACUAACGGAGUCUCACAGGUUCUCCAGAAUGUUCUGAACCACAGUAACAAGCUGUCCCUGGUGAAGGCCGAACAAGGCUCCCUUCAGAACUCCGAACACGGAGGGAUCAAGGCGGAGACCAACGGGUCGGGGGGAGGGGGCAGCAGUCCAGGGAGCGACGCGGGGCGGGGCGCCUCCGUCACCCCGCCGGAGUCUCAGUCCCCCCUGCACUUCCUGGCUGAUCUGGCGGAGCAGAAAUCCAGGGAGGAAAAGAAGGAGAACAACGAGUCGGUGCUGCUGGGGAAAGCUCUGAAGGAGGAUAAAGACGGGGACGCCCUGGAGGUGCUGCAGCAGUGUAAGACCUCCUCACUGGUGGGCAGCGGCGCCGAGCAGGGCUCCACGCUGCGGGAUCUGCUCACCACCACGGCGGGGAAGCUGAAGCUGGGCUCCACGGAUGCAGGAAUCGCCUUCGCACCGGUCUACUCCACGGCCUCACAGACUGGAAAGGGGGGCCAGGCCAUGCCCAACAUCCUGGAUGACAUCAUCGCUUCGGUGGUGGAGAACAAAAUCCCGGCCAGCCGCCAGAGCAUCACCAAGCUGUCCAUCAAGCAGGAGCAGAUCACCAUGGUAACCAACUCCUGCCCCGCCGCCGCCACGGACGACACCAAAGCAGACAGGAAGAAGCCGGCGCCUCCAGCAGCAUCAACGCCAGAGGACUCGACCAAUCAGUACCCGGGCAUUCCCCACAGCUGGCUGAGCAACCGGCGGCUGCUGUGGCUGCGAGACCACCGCAACCAGAACAACUGGAAGCUGUUCAGAGAGUGCUGGAAGAAGGGACAGCCGGUCCUGGUGUCGGGGAUCCACAAAAGACUGAACGCCAGCCUGUGGAAGGCCGACUCCUUCAACCAGGAGUUUGCAGACCACCAGGGAGACCUCCUCAACUGCAAAGACCAGGUCGUGUCAAAUUCUGGCAUCAAGGAGUUCUGGGAUGGAUUUGAGGAUCUCACCAAGCGGCCAAAGUCCAAGGAUGGAGAGUCCAUGGUGUACAGACUGAAGGACUGGCCGUCCGGAGAGGAGUUCAUGGCCCUCAUGCCCUCACGGUAUGACGACCUGAUGAAGAACCUCCCCCUUCCAGAGUAUUCUGACCCUGAAGGGGCCCUCAACCUGGCCUCUCAUCUGCCUUCUUUCUUCGUGCGUCCAGACCUGGGGCCGAGGCUCUGCUGCGCAUACGGUGUAGCUGCCUCUCAGGAGCAGGACUUUGGGACCGCCAACCUCCACCUGGAAGUCUCUGACGUGGUCUCGGUUCUGGUCUACGUUGGAGUAGCCAAAGGCAAUGGAGUCCUGUCCAAAACUGGAGUCCUGAAGAGACUUGAAGAGGAGGACCUGGACGAAGGAGUCCGAAAGAGACUGAAAGACUCGAGUGAAACUCCAGGAGCGCUGUGGCACAUCUACCUCAACAAGGACGUCGACAAAGUCCGAGAGUUCCUUCACAAGCUCAGCAAGGAGCAGGGAGCAGACACGCCCCCGGACCAGGACCCAAUCAGAGAGCAGGCCUGGUACCUGAGCAGGAAGCAGCGCCAGCGGCUGCUGGACGAGCACGGAGUCCACGGCUGGACCAUCGUUCAGUUCCUCGGAGACUCUGUCCUCGUACCUGCAGGGGCCAUGCACCAG
Oryzias melastigma (Indian medaka) is the source of this 5534-nucleotide messenger RNA. RefSeq names its product probable JmjC domain-containing histone demethylation protein 2C. Gene Ontology annotation, biological process: regulation of transcription by RNA polymerase II. Gene Ontology annotation, cellular component: histone deacetylase complex; chromatin. The transcript has 16 exons. Lineage: Eukaryota; Metazoa; Chordata; Actinopteri; Beloniformes; Adrianichthyidae. Gene Ontology annotation, molecular function: chromatin DNA binding; transcription coregulator activity; histone H3K9 demethylase activity. The record is from RefSeq and is a predicted model, not a curated record. The annotation marks the transcript as partial.